GCCCAGAGACUCCAGGUCCCUCUGUCACUCUAUCGGUAUUUGAAAGUUCAAAAACGUAACUUACUAGACCCACUCACUCUAUCUCUCUCUCUCUCUCUCACUCACUCACUCUCCUCACCCACCCCGCUCUUCAUCCACGGUUUCUAACGGACCCCUCAUUAAUACUCGCCGUCCUCUCUCUCUCUAGUUUCCCUCGCGACUAUGCAAACCUAAUUUGACUCUCUAUCUAUCUCUCUCUAUCUCUCUCUCUCUCGCUCUAUAAGAUCUGGAUUUUGGCUUUUAUAGCUGUUUUUUGAAUGAAUAUGAGCUAGAACUAAUGAAAAGCUCUUUCUUAGGGUUUUGAAUUCUUUCUACUUUUUCUCAGUUCCUUUUUGUCUCCUUUGCUUUCUCGCGAGCUUCUUUCCGUGAUUUCGGAUCUAGAUUACUGUGUGCUUGGUUUUUUAUCCUUAGUCUGAUAGGAAAUGUGCUUUCGAUGAGUGUGGAGAAUGGAGAAAUUUCGGCAAAAGAGGUCUAAGAUUACUAGCAUUGCUGAUCGGAGCUCCUCCGAUAGGUUUUACUCCGCGGAACGAGCUCACCGGGAAGGAAGCAGGCAAGUUCUGAUGCAGAGAAACUUUCCAAAAUUGGCUUCCGAUUCUAGCUCUUGCAGUAGUGGUUUUACUGACGAAGAUUCGUUUACGUUUGAAUUGGGGUUGAAAUCUUCAAAACAAGCUGUUGUAACUCCUAUGAAAAAGUUAUUGGCAGAAGAGAUGUCGAGAGAAACCGAAUCCAAAAGAAGGUCUCCAAGUGUUAUUGCGAAAUUGAUGGGUCUAGAUGGGUUGCCACCUCAGCAGCUUGAUCAUAAACAACAAAAAAUGUCCUCAGAUAUCUCUAUAAAAAGAGCAACAUCAGUAGAGAAAGCUCCAAAGAGUGGAACAUUUUAUGACUGUCAAUCGUCUAGGAGUAACUCAAAGGAGCAGCAAGAAUUUAAGGAUGUAUUUGAGGUUUCGGAAACAUCAAAUAUGACGAGUAGUGGUUGCUUAUCGCAAGGGAUGACAAACUCGAAUUUUGCUGAUGCUGAGAUGGCAUUUAUUCAGCAGAAGUUCAUGGAUGCUAAACGCCUCUCAACUGAUCAGAAGUUACAGUAUUCAAAGGAGUUCGAUGAUGCACUUGAGGUGCUAGACUCCAACACGGAUCUUCUGGUGAAAUUUCUUCAUCAACCGGAUUCGUUGUUUUCAAAGCAUUUGCAUGAUAUGCAGGGCGGUCCUCCCCAAACCCAUUGUGGUCGCAUAUCAGCUAUGAAGUCAGAUGCUCAGCAUUAUGAAAGCAGUGACCUUGGGAAAUCAGAUAGACAGACUCCAUGGAAGAAUUACAGUAGAUCUCAGAAGCAUCGUGAUGGUCAAUUCAGCCACUCUAACAGCAGGCAUGCUACUUGUUCUUCUCCCAAUUCAUCAAAAAUUCGAUUUGAAGGCAAUGAUGAGUUGGCCACUCUACCUACCAGGAUAGUUGUUCUAAAACCAAACCUUGGGAAGGCCCAGAAUUGUGCAAAAUCUGCUUCAUCACCUAGGUCUUCACAUGCUUAUCUGUCAGAUUGUAGGGUGCACUUGGAAUUUCCGAAUAUUAAAAAUAGGGAGGGAGACACACAUGGAACGAAGAAAUUUUCUGAUAAUGUUGGGCUUUCAAGGCAUAACUCCAGAGAAUCUAGAGAAAUUGCUAGAGAAAUAACUAGGCAAAUGAGAAAUAGCUUUUGCAGUGGUUCUAUGAAUUUUUCAUCUACUGGGCUUAGAGGAUAUGCUGGGGAUGAGAGUUCAUGUGACAUGUCUGGAAAUGAAUCAGAGGUGAUUAUGGUGACCUCCAGAAAUUCUUUUGACUUGAGUAACCAAUACAAGCCUUCAUCUUCCCGUUCGACUGAAUCCUCCGUCAGUAGAGAGGCCAAGAAGAGACUCUCAGAGAGGUGGAAAAUGACUCACAGGUCUCAAGAGUUGGGAGAGCUUGGUAGGGGCAGCACACUGGCUGAAAUGCUUUCUAUCCCCGAAAAGGAAUUGAUACCAGCAAAUUUGGAUGGCAUGAUUGGUGAGGAUGGAAACAGUGGAAAAUUUUCUAGUGAUGAUGGGUCUACUAGGUGGGUUGAACCCUUGGGAAUUAGCAGCAGGGAUGGAUGGAAGAAUGGGUGUGUCAGAAAGUUAUCAAGAUCAAGGUCUCUUCCUGCUUCUUCUACUGCCUUUGGAAGUCCUAAGAGAAGCAUGCGCCGUGAAACUCUUUGUGAUGACAGGUAUCUAAUGCCAAAAGAGGCUUUGAAGAAAGAAAGGAGCAGGAGAAUAAAGGGUAAUUCUGAUUGGAGAGAUAUGUCAGUUCCUAGAAACUCAAAAUCCAGUACUAAGAAAUCUCAUUCUUCUAGCUGCAUGGUUAGGGACAGCAAUGCGUUUCCAGCAGAGAUUCAUACAAAUCAGAAUCAAAUGAAGAGCACCCUUGAAAAGAAGGAUCCAUAUGAAGGAGAUGCGUUGAUCUUUGAGACAUUAGUUAGUAAUGUCAAUGAUAUGAGUCCAGUUCCUGAAAAUGUGGUCAAUGUGGGAUGUGACAAUAUGACCAUGGCUUCUAAAUCUCCUGAGGGGUUGCUAUCAAACGUAUCAGCUGGUGUUGUUAAAGAUAUAUCUACUGGUGGCCAAGAUAUCUUAAUUCCACAGGAACCACCCAUUGGGCCAUCUGAGGAAGGUUCAGUCCCCUUGCUCCACCCUUCCCCUGGACUAGAAUCUCCAGUAAGCUCUAAGGAAGCUGAUCAGCCCAGUCCAGUUUCAGUCUUGGAAGCUCCUUUUACAGAUGAUCUUUCAUCAUGUUCUGAAUGCUUUGAGAGUCUCAAUGCUGAUCUCCAUGGGCUUCGGAUGCAACUUCAUCUACUCAAGUUGGAGUCAGAAGCAUAUGCAGAGGGACCCAUGCAUGUCUCAAGUGAUGAAGAAGUUGGGGAAGGAUCCAUUGGGCAUCUGAAUGAUAAGGGACUUGGUGAAACUGAAGAGAGCUGGGAGCGUUCCUACAUUGCUGAUGUCUUAAUUGCCUCUGGUUUUAACGAUGCUGAACCUGAUGUUGUCAUGGCAACAUGGCACUCUCCAGAAUGCCCUGUGGAUCCCGUCAUUUUUGAAAAAAUUGAGAAGUACAAUAGUCAAGCUUCUCGACCAAGGUCUGAACGAAGGUUACUGUUUGACCGAAUAAAUUCAGCACUACUGGAGAUCUUCCAGCAAUUCAUGGAUCCACACCCGUGGGUGAGGCCCGCAACAACAGUCGGUUCUAAGGAUAGGCUCCAAGAUCGCCUCAAUGUGAUGUUGGGAUGCCAAGAGAAGAAAUCUAAUAAAGACACUCUGGGGAAGGUGCUGACAAGGGAGUCACAGUGGUUGGAUUUGGGAGACGAGAUUGAUGUAAUAGGUAGGGAAAUUGAGAAAUUAAUUAUAGAUGAGCUAGUAGCAGAGGUAGUAGCCAUGUAGUGUAGAGAUUUGGAACCAAAGGCUAUAUUUGGUCUAGGAAGUUACAUGUACGUAAAUGAAGUGAUGAAAUGAUCAUUUCAUGAGAAUCAUUAGAAGGAUCAAAAUCUUUAUACAAAAACGAAGAAUCAGAUUCUAGAUCAAAUGUAAAUAAGUGGGAAGGAAGUCAAAGGAAGGUGAGAAAGAGGCCUAUAUUAUUAGCUCUCCUUGUUCAUCCAAAAGAAAUAUUAUUCUUCCAAACAACAUAUUGUCCUGUAAAAUUGAUUUCUUUGAUCA
Quercus robur (English oak) is the source of this 3722-nucleotide messenger RNA. RefSeq lists its product as uncharacterized. Bases 486 to 3449 code for a protein of 987 amino acids. Lineage: Eukaryota; Viridiplantae; Streptophyta; Magnoliopsida; Fagales; Fagaceae. The record is from RefSeq and is a predicted model, not a curated record. The transcript is spliced from 5 exons.